This is a messenger RNA of Mercurialis annua (annual mercury), 2389 nucleotides long. RefSeq lists its product as uncharacterized. The record is from RefSeq and is a predicted model, not a curated record. Gene Ontology annotation, biological process: peptidyl-serine phosphorylation; intracellular signal transduction. The transcript is spliced from 13 exons. The coding region runs from base 421 to 2103 and encodes 560 amino acids. Gene Ontology annotation, molecular function: protein serine/threonine kinase activity; ATP binding. Lineage: Eukaryota; Viridiplantae; Streptophyta; Magnoliopsida; Malpighiales; Euphorbiaceae.
AUCAAAUCUACCUUUUUCCCACAAUUACCAAAAAUAUUACAAAUUAUUACACAAUCAUAAAAAUAUUAUCCAAAUUAGUACCAACAGUAAUAAAAUCGAAAACCUAUAAAUAUAAAUAGAAGUUCUUGCUACACCCUUCACAUUAUAACACUAAUCCAGAAUUCACGCUCACAUCAACCAAAUUAAUCUCACAAAAUUUCAUCCAUUUUCCCUUAACUAAACCUCAUUAAUCCACUUAAUUACUCACAAAUUCCACGGUAAUCCGAUUUCUCAGCUUAAUUACAUUUUCAUUUAUGUCAAUUGAUUAUAAUUUCAUUUGCAGGAAUUUUAGUUAAUGUUUUGUUCUGAGGAAAUGGAAAUGGAAAUGGUAAUGGUGAGCUGUUAGGAUUAGGGUUAGGGUUUGUAUAUAGAGAAAUAGAAAUGGAUUCAGCGAGGAAUUGGUUUCAGAAAUUUCAACCUAGAGAAAAAUUGAGAUCAUCAACGAGGAAGAAAGAUGCGUCGGAUGGAUCGUCGAAUAGUAAUGAGCCGAGAUCGCCGCCGGAAGACGAUGAGUCUUUGUCGAAUACUACGAAACAGAAAGUUGCUGCUGCUAAACAGUAUAUUGAGAAUCAUUAUAAAGAGCAGAUGAAGAAUCUUCAGGAACGUAGAGAACGGCGAACCGUGUUGGAAAAGAAGUUGGCUGAUGCGGAUGUGUCGGAGGAAGAUCAGAAUAACUUACUGAAAUUCUUGGAGAAGAAAGAAACAGAAUAUAUGCGUCUUCAGCGGCAUAAAAUGGGCGUUGAUGAUUUCGAAUUGUUGACCAUGAUUGGCAAGGGUGCAUUUGGUGAGGUUAGAGUGUGUAGGGAAAAGACAACGGGGCACGUGUAUGCUAUGAAAAAACUUAAGAAAUCAGAGAUGCUUCGCAGGGGCCAGGUUGAGCAUGUGAGAGCUGAAAGGAAUCUACUUGCAGAGGUUGAUAGCAAUUGUAUUGUAAAACUAUAUUGUUCCUUCCAAGAUGAUGAGUUUUUGUAUCUUAUAAUGGAAUAUUUGCCUGGUGGAGAUAUGAUGACUUUACUUAUGAGAAAAGAUACAUUGACAGAAGAUGAAGCUAGAUUUUAUGUUGCAGAAACUAUUCUAGCUAUUGAAUCUAUCCAUAAACAUAAUUAUAUUCACAGGGAUAUCAAGCCCGACAACUUGCUACUUGAUAGAUUUGGACAUUUGAGGCUGUCUGAUUUUGGGCUAUGUAAACCACUAGAUUGCAGCACUAUCCAAGAAGGGGAUUUCUCAGUAGUGAACAACACUGCCAGUGGGACAACCCAGAAUGAAGAACGGUCAGCAGCUCCAAAGCGCACACAACAAGAGCAACUACAGAAUUGGCAGAAGAACAGGAGGAUGCUUGCUUAUUCCACUGUUGGUACACCUGAUUACAUAGCUCCAGAAGUGCUGUUGAAGAAAGGUUAUGGGAUGGAAUGUGAUUGGUGGUCACUUGGUGCAAUUAUGUAUGAGAUGCUUGUUGGAUAUCCUCCUUUUUAUUCGGACGAUCCAAUGUCAACUUGUAGAAAGAUAGUAAAUUGGAGAACUCAUUUGAAAUUUCCAGAAGAGGCAAGGUUAUCUCCUGAGGCAAAAGAGGUUGUUAGCAAACUCUUGUGUAAUGUCAACCAGAGAUUGGGAACAAAAGGCGCAGAUGAAUUAAAGUGUCAUCCAUGGUUCAAAGGUGUUGAAUGGGAUAAGCUUUAUCAUAUAGAGGCGGCAUUUCUCCCAGAGGUCAAUGAUGAGUUAGAUACUCAAAAUUUUGAAAAGUUUGAAGAGCAGUCUGAUAACCAGAGUCAAAGUGGAACGAAAGCUGGUCCAUGGAGAAAGAUGCUCUCUUCGAAAGACCUAAAUUUUGUGGGCUAUACAUAUAAGAACUUUGAAAUCGUAAAUGAUUAUCAAGUUCCUGGAAUGGCUGAUUUGAAAAAGAAAACCACUAAACCGAAGAGGCCAUCAGUCAAGUCACUAUUCGAAACAGAGUCCGAAACAUCAGAACCAUCGGAUACAAUCAGCGAGCCAUCUGUUCAAGGGAGCUUUCUUAAUCUAUUGCCUCCUCAAUUAGAAGUAUGUGAAAAGCACAAGAAUUCCCUUUAACCCCAAUUUUUAUCGCCUUUUAACCUUCAAUUAUCAGUAAAUGCUGCUUUCCGCACUUUGAUUCGAUGCUCUCAAUGCUUAAUAUUCCAUACUUCGACCAAGUGCGGGGAUCCUGGCCAAAGAUUUUGGCCUCGGAUAAUUAACAAGGCAGAAACUAGAGAGGACAAGGGAGUAGAUAAAUUACUGAUUCAUUUAAUGUUGUCAUUUAUAAUGUUGCUUCAAAAUAUUGUACAAAUACGAAUCCUUUUAACUCAUACCAUGUAUAUGAUAUAAGCAUUAUUGUUAA